Molecule: messenger RNA, 2616 nt
Organism: Penicillium subrubescens
Lineage: Eukaryota; Fungi; Ascomycota; Eurotiomycetes; Eurotiales; Aspergillaceae
Product: MCM DNA helicase complex subunit MCM3
Exons: 8
Coding region: 1-2616 (871 amino acids)
Biological process (GO): DNA strand elongation involved in DNA replication; DNA replication; mitotic DNA replication initiation
Cellular component (GO): MCM complex; nucleus
Molecular function (GO): ATP binding; single-stranded DNA binding; single-stranded DNA helicase activity
Source: RefSeq, a predicted model, not a curated record
AUGGACGGAAUUCAAUUGCGAGAUGAGGCCGCGCAAGAUCGCGUGCGCGCUGCUAUCGAAUUCCUUGACCCUAGUGAUGAACGGGCUCGCAGUUAUCGAGUCGAUAUUGUGGUGAUGCUGAAUCGGGGACUGCGACGUCUGACGGUUAGCCUCGACGAAAUCCGAGCACACAACCGCGAGCUUUCCGACGGGCUUUGCAUGUCCCCAUUCGAUUACUCUCAAGCCUUUGACCACGCCCUGAAGGAGGUCGUAAAGCGGUUGCCCAACCGCCCCGAGAAGGAGAAGUUGGAUGAAGUGAACUAUUAUUGCGCUUAUAUCGGAGCCUUUGGAGAUUUUUCUUGCAACCCCCGCACUCUCGGUUCUUCGCACCUGAACCGCAUGGUUUCCCUUGAGGGUAUCGUGACAAAAUGCUCCCUCGUCCGGCCAAAGGUGAUUCAGAGUGUUCAUUACAGCGAGAAGAAGGAUCGUUUCUUGUCAAGGAAGUACCGCGACCAGACUAUGACAGCGAGCGGUGCUACAAGUUUGAAUGUUUACCCCCAGGAAGAUGAAGAUAAGAACCCCCUUAUUACCGAGUACGGUUACUCCACCUAUAUGGACCACCAGUCGAUUUCGAUCCAAGAAAUGCCCGAGCGAGCCCCGGCCGGUCAGCUACCUCGCAGUGUUGACGUUAUUCUCGAUGAUGAUCUUGUCGAUAAGGCCAAGCCAGGAGACAGAAUUCAGCUCGUCGGUAUCUAUCGCACACUCGGAAACCGAAACGCAAGCUCCGGAUCCUCCACCUUCCGCACCAUUGUCAUGGCCAACAACAUCAUUCAACUUUCCUCCAAGGGCGGUUCUGGCAUUGCGCAGGCCACCAUCACGGAUACUGAUAUUCGAAACAUUAACAAGAUUGCCAAGAAGAAGAAUGUCUUCGAGUUGCUGUCUCAGUCGCUCGCUCCUAGUAUUCACGGCCACGACUACAUCAAGAAGGCCAUUCUGCUGAUGCUGCUCAGUGGUAUGGAAAAGAACUUGGAUAACGGUACUCAUCUUCGUGGUGAUAUCAACAUCCUCAUGGUCGGCGAUCCUUCCACGGCCAAGUCUCAACUGCUUCGAUUCGUGUUGAACACUGCCCCUCUGGCUAUCGCCACCACUGGUCGUGGUUCUUCUGGUGUCGGUUUGACCGCUGCCGUUACUUCCGAUAAGGAGACUGGCGAGCGUCGCUUGGAGGCCGGUGCCAUGGUCCUCGGUGACCGUGGUGUGGUCUGCAUCGAUGAGUUUGACAAGAUGAGUGAUAUUGAUCGUGUUGCCAUUCACGAAGUCAUGGAACAGCAGACCGUCACCAUUGCCAAGGCUGGUAUUCACACUAGUUUGAACGCCCGCUGCAGUGUGUUGGCUGCUGCCAAUCCCAUUUACGGCCAAUACGACCCACACAAGGACCCUCACAAGAACAUCGCUCUUCCCGAUUCCCUUCUGUCCCGUUUCGAUUUGCUCUUCGUUGUUACCGACGAUAUUGAGGAUGCCAAGGACCGAACUGUUUCCGAGCAUGUUCUCCGCAUGCAUCGUUACCGCCAGCCCGGCACUGAGGAGGGUGCUCCGGUUCGUGAACAGCUCAACCAAACCUUGGGCGUUGGUAUUGAAGACCGUGUAGAUGCCAACCAGCCUACGGAGGUGUUUGAGAAGUUCAACGUUAUGCUCCACGGCGGUAUGGUCCGCAACCGUGGAAAGAACGUGGAGAUUAUCAGCAUCCCCUUCAUCAAGAAGUACAUUCAGUACGCCAAGUCCCGUGUCAAGCCUGUUUUGACUAAGGGCGCGGCCGACCACAUUAUUGCGGCAUACUCUGCGCUGCGUAACGACGACCUUGCCAGCACUCAGCGUCGUACCUCUCCCAUCACACCUCGUACCCUAGAGACUCUGAUUCGUCUUUCUACCGCACACGCCAAGGCCCGUCUGUCCAGUCGUGUUGACGAGAAGGAUGCCAAGCAUGCAGAGGCCAUUCUGCGCUUUGCUAUGUUCAAGGAAAUCCAGGAGGAUGUGCGCCGCAAGCGCCGCAAGGUCACUUCCUUCGAGGAGUCGGAUGACGAGAGCGAGCCAGAGCUUGAUGACGAUGACGAUGACGACACUCCCUUCCGCGGCACAUCAGCCGCUACCUCUGGACAUGGCACUACAGCGAGAACUCGUGCCGCCGCCAGCAGCACUGCAGCUCCCGACGAUGAUCCCGAUAGCCUCUACACGUCUAGCCCGCGCGCCUCGCGUCUACGGUCCAGUCAGACCAACCGUACUCAGACUCAUACCGAGUCACAGAUGUCGGUUGCUUCGUCGCACCCUGCAUCACAGCUGGUGCAGUCUCAGACAGACGACUCGCAGUCGACUUCUGCCUCGGCGCAACCGCUUACUCCUGCCCGCAUGGCUGUCUUCCGUCAGAUCCUGGGUCCUCUCAUGGGCAACAAGGUAUUCAAGGACGGUGACAUGUGUCAUGUGGAUGCGCUGAUCGAAGCCGUCAACACUGCCGUGCGCGAGUCACCGAAACACGGUGCUGCGCACGUCUUCUCACGGCCCGAGGCCAUCCAGGCUCUCAGCAAGAUGAACGAGGAGAACCUGCUGAUGUUCCUCGAGGACGAUGAGAACGUCUACCGUAUCUAA